Pristis pectinata (smalltooth sawfish) is the source of this 539-nucleotide messenger RNA. RefSeq names its product NDUFA4 mitochondrial complex associated a (gene coxfa4a). NCBI's taxonomy places the organism in Eukaryota, Metazoa, Chordata, Chondrichthyes, Rhinopristiformes, Pristidae. Bases 108 to 356 code for a protein of 82 amino acids. The record is from RefSeq and is a predicted model, not a curated record. The transcript is spliced from 4 exons.
GCGGACUCACGUGAAGGAAUUGCGCUCAGGGAUGGGUGUGGUCCACUGGGCUGCAGGACCCAGAGGUGACUUUGCGCGGGCGGCGGGCGGGCGGAGGAGCUGGCGCCAUGUUCCGACUGAUGUACCAGCAGGCGAGGAGCCACCCCAGUCUAAUUCCACUGUUUGUUUUCAUUGGAUCUGGAAGUAUUGGAGCGAGCCUUUAUCUCCUGCGGCUUGCUCUCCGCAACCCUGAUGUUUGUUGGAAUCACAAGAGCAACCCUGAACCAUGGAAUAAAAUUGCACCUACUGACCAGUACAAGUUCUUUUCGGUGAACAUGGACUACAGUAAACUGAAGAAGGAUCGACCAGACUUUUAAAUGCUGAUAAAUGAGUUUCUUGUCCGGGUGGCUUUUCUGCUCCGUAAAGCUCACUGCAAAAUGUGGUCUGCUACUACUGCUUUGUGUUCACCAGUUUCAUUGGACCAUUCAGUAGCCAGAUAUACUACUGAACCUAAUUUGUGUAUAUACAGACUAUAAAUGUGAAUAAACUGGUGUCCUCUA